UAGUUACUUAAUAUUUUUUACUAGGCAGUUGCCGGGUCGUCUUGUGAAUUAUUUAAUAAACUUAUAGAAAUAAUUCCGAUAAAAUGUUUCGGAAUCUCACAGCAUGCAGAUCCAGUAUUGCAGGUCUUGCAAAAGCAACACAAAGAAGAAAAAAAAUUUAUUAUGGUUUCAAAGAAUGUUCAUUGAUAGGACGACCUGAAGAAAAAAUGCCAUGUGUAGUAGAUGCGACUUUUCAAUUAAGACAUUACUCGAGUCAGGGAAGAAAGCCGUCUUUUUUUUCUAAAUUUAUUGAUAACAUAAAACAAGAAAUGCAAAAAAAUAAAGAAAUGAAAGAGUCACUUAAAAAAUUCCGCGAAGAAGCUGAUAAACUGGAGCAGUCAGACGCGCUUAAGUCAGCGAGACAAAAAUUUCAGUCUGUUGAGUCCGAAGCUUCAAAGGGCUCGGAAGUAUUGAAAGAAAAACUAGACGUACUUAAGGAAAAAGUUCAAGGAGUGCUGGAUGAGGCCAGCAAAACAGAACUGGGUAAGAAAGCAGGACAGUUGGGUGAAGAAAUAACAAGAUCAGCGAAAGGUGCCGCCGAAUCUAUAUCAGAAAAAAGUCAAGCUAUCGGUAAAAGUAGCGCUUUUCAAACAAUAUCGCAGACUGCUGAAGUUGUGCGCAAAGAAUUAGAUAAUAAUACUAUUCGUGAUCAUGUCUAUGAGCCGUUGAAACAGUUGAGGAAACGUAAGCAAGUCUUGGAGAGAGAAGAUAGAGAAGUCGAAGCUAAUUUCGAAGCAACUGGUGUUGAGUUACACAAAGACUCAAAGUUUUAUCAGUCAUGGCAAAACUUUAAGGACAAUAAUCCUUACGUCAAUAAAGUAUUAGACUGGAAAAUAAAAUACGACGAGUCAGAUAAUCCAGUAAUUCGUGCGUCAAGGUUACUAACAGAUAAAGUAACGGAUUUGAUGGGCGGUUUGUUCCAAAAAACGGAACUUUCGGAAACACUAACGGAACUCUGUAAACUAGAUCCGAGUUUUGAUAAAAUAAAAUUUAUAAGAGAGUGUGAAACUGAUAUUAUACCCAACAUAUUGGAAGCUAUGAUUCGUGGAGACUUGGAGAUAUUAAAAGACUGGUGUCACGAAGCUCCAUAUAAUUUAAUUUCCCAGCCUUUGACUCAGGCUAAAAAACUAGGCUAUCGAAUGGACAAUAAAAUUCUUGAUAUCGAUAAUGUGGAUCUCGUGAUGGGAAAAAUGAUGGAGCAAGGCCCGGUACUAGUGAUAAGCUUUCAGACACAACAAAUAAUGUGCAUAAGAGACGCUAAUGAUAAUGUAGUGGAAGGAGAUCCUGAAAAAGUCAUGCGAGUUAAUUAUAUUUGGGUUCUGUGUCGUGAUCCAAGUGAAAUUAAUCCAUCAUCAGCUUGGCGAUUACUUGAACUGAGUGCAAAUAGUAGCGAACAAUUUGUCUAGCGAAAAUUAAUUUAUCAUUUAUUUGUUUUUAAAACAUAAUAAAUAAUUAUCCGAUUUAAAGAAACAGAACUUUCUUAGAGUAUCGCGCGUUGUAAAUUAUUAUUGAGUUUUCCGUAGAGUUUAAAAUUUACGACAAUUUAGAUGACAUUAUUGUUCCGUUGACAUGUAAAAGAUUAAUUAAAGUUUAUGAGUUUUUCUUUGUUGCCAUGCAUAAGUUUAGCACGAUACUUAUAUUUUAAUUGGUUGAAAAACCAAAAAAACUUUUCUUUUGUAUUUAAAAUGACAACAAUUUUUACAGCCGGGUAUUUUUUUAUAAAUUAAAUAUCGCGUAUAUUAUAUGUAAAAUAUAUACAUAUAUAUUUAAAUAACACACUUCCUCUGUAUAUAAGAAAAUGAUUGAUCAACCGUAUUAGCGU
Molecule: messenger RNA, 1861 nt
Organism: Microplitis demolitor
Lineage: Eukaryota; Metazoa; Arthropoda; Insecta; Hymenoptera; Braconidae
Product: mitochondrial import inner membrane translocase subunit TIM44
Exons: 4
Coding region: 84-1445 (453 amino acids)
Biological process (GO): protein import into mitochondrial matrix
Cellular component (GO): mitochondrial inner membrane
Molecular function (GO): protein-folding chaperone binding
Source: RefSeq, a predicted model, not a curated record